CGGCCUUUCAAUGUGAGAACUUGGGGAGCCGAAGAAAAUGUCGGUGGCAUCGCAGUAAAUUACUAAAGCAGCGAGGCUUUAGAGGGAAAAGAGAAGUAAAAAGUGUUGUUUUUUUGGGACUUAAACUCACCAUAGAGGAGAGGCGAAGAGGAGAUCGGUGGCUUAAAACGAGGUGUGAGCACCAAAUAGAGCAGUUUGGGGGGGUAGUGUAUGGAAGAUGUCUGGAAAGCGAGACUGGACUCCGUGGAUGAAAAAGAGAAGGGCUCCAGUGUUGUGUGCUCUGGGUGCAGUACUACUCUGCUGCCUGCAGAGUGGCGCCUCCGUCUCCGAUGAGGUUCCGGCCUUCACUGAAGAACCCAUGUCCGUGGUGCAGAAGCUGGGGGGCAGCGUGAACCUCCGCUGCAGCGCCCGACCUGCCUCGGCCAACAUCAGCUGGCGCCUCAACGGCCAGGAGUUGGUGGACGGAGACCUGGGUGUGGUGCUGGGGCCCAGUAGCCUGUUCAUUCCCACACUCUCCAACCUGACGCUGGGGAGAUACCAGUGUGUGGCCGGCACCGGCGCUGGAGCCCUGGCCAGUGUGCCUGCUAACGUCACCGCUGCCAAGUUGCGGGACUUCGAGCCCGACGACCAGCAGGAGAUCGAGGUGGAUGAAGGCAACACGGCAGUUAUUGAAUGUCACCUCCCGGAAAGCCAGCCCAAGGCUCAGGUCCGCUACAGUGUCAAACAGGAGUGGCUGGAGACAUCUAAAGGGAACUACCUCAUCAUGCCGUCAGGGAACUUGCAGAUAGUCAACGCCACGCGGGACGACGAGGGGCCGUACAAGUGUGCUGCCUACAACCCCGUCACUCAGGAGGUCAAAACAUCCACCUCUGCCGAUCGCCUGCGCAUACGCCGCUCCACGUCGGAAGCGGCUCGUAUCAUUUACCCGCCGGCGUCCCGGUCCAUCAUGGUGACCAAAGGCCAGCGGUUGGUGUUGGAGUGCGUUGCCAGCGGCAUCCCUACUCCGCAGGUGACGUGGGCAAAAGAUGGGCAGGACCUGCGUUUCCAUAACAACACACGCUUUCUGCUCAGCAACCUGCUGAUUGAUGCGGUGGGCGAGGGCGACUCGGGGACAUACAUUUGUCGGGCGGACAACGGUAUCGGCUCAGCCAGCUCUGCGACGGUGCUCUAUGACGUACAAGUGUUUGAGCCUCCUCAGGUGACGGUGGAGCUGCAGCAGCAGGAGGUCGUGUAUGGAGAGACUGUUCGCUUUACAUGUCAGACCCGCGGUAAGCCCACUCCGUCGGUGAUGUGGCUCCACAACGCCCGGCCCCUUGCCCUGUCUCCUCGCCAUCGCCUCACCUCCCGGCUGCUGCGUGUCUCCAACGUGGGCCCCCAGGACGACGGGCUGUACCAGUGCAUGGCUGAGAACGGGGUCGGCAGCUCACAGGCCUCCGCUCGCCUCAUCACAGUAUCAACUGGGAUUUCACCCAGGGGGAAGUUGCCCUCGAUCUAUCGGCCACUCAGCCCAGACAAGGUGCUAAGAGAGCAGCCCCCUGUGAGGCCUGGGGCUGCAGGCGCCAUGUUGCCUCUGGAUUGCUCUGAGCUACCAGGACAGAUCCUUCCCGCGGAAGCCCCCAUCAUCCUCAGCCAGCCACGCACAGGCAAGGCUGACUAUUACGAACUCACCUGGAGGCCGCGGCAUGAGCGAGGAGUCCCUGUUCUGGAGUACAUGAUCAAAUACAGAAAGGUGGGAGACCCUCUAGCAGAGUGGACCUCCAGCAGUAUCGCAGGCUCUCUCCAUAAGCUGACCCUGACUAAUCUGCGGCCAGACAGCCUGUAUGAGGUGGAGAUGGCUGCCAAGAACUGUGCAGGUUUGGGACAGCCUGCUAUGAUGACCUUCAGGACCGGCAAAGGUCGUGGUCGUGGUUUAGGUGGUCAAAAUGAUCCGCCGAAAACUCCAGCUGUUCCAUCGCCAAGCCUUUCGCCUCCCGAGGCUCCUGACAAGCCCACAGUCUCCACGGCAACGGAAACGUCGGCAUACGUGACUUGGAUUCCUCGUGGUAACCGCGGCUUCCCCAUCCAGUCAUUUCGGGUGGAGUACAAGAAGGUGAAGAAGGCUGGAGAGGACUGGGUGACGGCAGUGGAAAACAUCCCCCCGUCGCGGCUCUCUGUGGAGAUCACGGGCCUGGAGAAAGGUACGUCUUAUAAGUUUCGUGUGGUGGCGGUGAAUGUGAUCGGUUCCAGUCCUCCCAGUGCCCCUUCGAAGGCUUACACUGUGGUGGGUGGGAGAACCCACGAACGCCCUGUUGAUGGACCUUAUAUCACCUACAAUGAAGCCAUCAAUGAGACUACCAUUAUUCUCAAAUGGACGUACACUCCUGUAAACAACACGCCCAUCUAUGGUUUCUACAUCUACUACCGGCCGACAGACAGCGAUAAUGACAGUGAUUAUAAGAAGGAUGUGGUGGAGGGAGACAGAUACUGGCACUCAAUCACUGACCUGCAGCCGGAGACCGCAUAUGACAUCAAGAUGCAGAGCUUCAACGAGAAGGGAGAGAGCGAAUUUGGCAAUGUAGUGAUCCUUGAAACGAAAGCUCGUCCUAAUCACCAGCGGCCCGCUCCGUCACAGACCCCAGAUCCGGGGACUGGACUCCCCACUGGACUGGUGCCGCGGCCCGGCGACCUCCCCUACCUCAUAGUCGGUAUAGUCCUGGGAGCCUUCGUCUUCAUCAUUGUCGCCUUCAUCCCCUUCUGCCUCUGGAGGGCUUGGGCCAAACAGAAGCAAACGUCCGACUUGUGUUUCCCUGCUGUGGCCACGCCCGUGUCGUCAUGCCAGUACACCAUGGUUCCCCUUCAGGGACUUGCGCUGGUUGGCCACUGCCCGCUGGACGCACACAUGACUGCUCCACAUGGCGUCUAUCCCGCUAAUGGAGAAUACACUCCAAACGGCAAAUCUCACCACCCGACACACUGCCUGCCGGGGCUGCAGCAGGAUGAAGUGGAUUGUGAUAUGGAGUGUGACAGUUUGCUGCCAGAGACGGUGUCAAAUGGACAACUGCCUGUCUACCACUACUCCACAUGUGGUCCAGAUCAUCACGAACAGACUUGCUGUUCUCCGGAUGACUCCACUCUUCGGCUCCUCAACUCUUCGCAUCACCACCUCAGCUCACAGGAGCUGGGCGGUGACGGCAUCUUCUGUGGUGGCGGUACAAUGGAGGAGGACAUCACUCAAAAGCGGACAUCUUUCCCUCUUUUAUCUCUCGAAGACGAAGGGAUUUUCACCACAUCCUCGUCAGCAGCCACAACACCGCAAUCCCAAGAUACGAUACAGGAAGUGAACAUCCUCCCAAAUGAAGCGUCCCCUGAGGACGAAGGGAGAGACAACACAACAGAUGCAUAAGAGACUGGUAAACAGAAGAAAAUAAGAGAAAAUAUUUAUUUUUGUAUCACAGAUAUUUAUAUAUUUAUGCUUUUGUACAUAAGUGUCUGAUUAUACUGUAUAUAAGGUUAUUUUCAUAUUGAAAGAAAGACUCUUUAUUCAUACAACCCCCUCUCACUAUGUCAUGGACAAAGGGAGUACCAUGUUGUGAUGCUGAGUUCUGUCUGCAUUUCCCGAGGAGGGAAAUAGGUUUGAGACGUUAUUCCUCAUGUGAAGACGAUCAGGGGCUUCCUUUCAGUUCAGCACUUCAUGUCUAGACCCUCCUCACGUCAUUCCUUUUGUAGACCUCCAUCUUAAAUGUUUGGACCUUAGGUACUUAGCUUUACGUACGACAGAAACAAAGGGACCAUUCGAAACCAGUCUGAUGCUGUAAUUAUGAGGUGCUUUUUCGCUGUUGCUUUAUCACGUUUCAGAGAUACAACUGUCCGUCUGUCAUUUUGUAUAGCAGUAACACAAAUGUAUUAUGCAUUGUUCAUCAUUAACAAACUAUUAACAAGUGUAUGCAACAUAAAUCAUUCUGUUUCAGUAGUGUACAAGAGAUUAUAUAUUGUAUAGUUAUUUAUUUUUUUUUGAUUUUAUGCUAUUUUUUUAAAUCACUGAAUGGGAGAGAUUCUGGAAAAUGUCUUUUAACUCAGUCAUUGAUAAGCUGAACUUUAUACUGCAACCACUUCUGUUUACUCAUUUGCUGGUUACCAAAUGACAGCCAGGUGAGGGCGCUGUGACAGGUGUGUCAGUAUUAUUCUUCCCUCACAGGUCGGUGCAUAAGUAUUAGUCUUUUUCCAGAGACAUCUGCAAUCAAAAUGAAGGAGAUCCUGAAUCCACACUCCCCUUUUCAAGUAUAGCCGUUUUGUGGUUGCACAUGCUGGAGCACAAUUGCAUGUAAA
Molecule: messenger RNA, 4305 nt
Organism: Seriola dumerili (greater amberjack)
Lineage: Eukaryota; Metazoa; Chordata; Actinopteri; Carangiformes; Carangidae
Gene: boc
Product: BOC cell adhesion associated, oncogene regulated
Exons: 18
Coding region: 218-3382 (1054 amino acids)
Biological process (GO): cell-cell adhesion; nervous system development; axon guidance
Cellular component (GO): plasma membrane; axon
Molecular function (GO): protein binding
Source: RefSeq, a predicted model, not a curated record